CUGAGGAAAGUGAAAGGCGGUGGGGAAGUGCAUCUGGUGGUACCGCAUCCUCCCGUCUCCCAGUCUCCAACCGGUGAUAAUCCAGCUAAUAUCAGCUGGAUAAGAUAAAGGAGCAGCACUCAGGCUGUAGUCCUCCAGAAGGCCGGUUCGGCGCGGUUAAAUAUUAUUCCUUCCUUCGAAAAUCCUGAACAAACGCAGGCUUUAAGCGGAAGAAACGCUAAUAAUUAACAUGAACGCGACUGAGCAUUCCCCGCUGGCUGAGUACGAUUUCGAGCGGCGAUUCGACGAAAGAAGAGCCCUGGAAUGGAUGCAGGAAAACUGGAGCAAGGCCUUCAUGUUCUGUGGCCUGUAUGCCGCGCUCGUAUUCGGCGGUCAGCACUUCAUGAGGGAGAGGCCGAAGCUGAACCUGCGACGGCCGUUAGUGCUGUGGUCUCUCAGCCUGGCCAUCUUCAGUAUCAUAGGAGCGGUGAGGACUGGACUGUACAUGCUGCACGUCCUCACAACCAACGGCUUCAGACAGUCCGUGUGUGACAUCAGCUUCUACAGCGCCCCCGUCAGCAAAUUCUGGGCCUACGCCUUUGUUCUAAGCAAGGCACCAGAGCUGGGUGACACGGUGUUCAUCAUCCUGCGGAAGCAGCGCCUCAUCUUCCUGCACUGGUACCACCACAUCACCGUGCUGCUCUACUCCUGGUACUCCUACAAGGACCAGGUGGCAGGCGGCGGCUGGUUCAUGACCAUGAAUUUCGUGGUCCAUUCCUUCAUGUACACGUACUACGCUGCACGGGCCGCCGGCUGGAGGGUGCCCCGCCCCUGCGCCAUGAUCAUCACCACCACCCAGAUCCUGCAGAUGGUGAUGGGCCUGACCGUGCUGGGCCUGGUGUACAACUGGCAGCAUGAGGUGCGCUGUCCGUCCAACAUGGACAACAUCACGUGGGGCUUCCUCAUGUACCUCAGCUACUUGGUCCUCUUUGCCUUGUUCUUCUACGACACCUACCUCAGAGGCUCCUCCGGGCACAAGGGAUCCAAGGCGGAGUAGCAUGCCUGUGCCGUGCUAUUGGAGCGUGCCAUACGUAGAAAUGACCAGCAGCGAGGGGCCAUGAAUGUGUGAGUCACAACUAGUUAACUGGUUGCUCGGUCCUCCUCUUUUUAUGACGUUUUCACUUGACUUUUUAUAGGCACUGCUUGUAACGUCCAUGGAUUGAGAGCGGCAGGAAAGAGGAGACCAGUUCAGACUGAGCACAGCUUUUACUGUACAGUACAUUAUGGAAAUUAAUCUAAGGGAGUGAAGGAAUAACAUGUUUGUCUUUGACUAACAUAGUUCUACUUACCCUUAUCAAAAAAGAACAGCCGUAUGAGGGCCAAAUAUUUGUAUGUUGUAAUGAAAAGUGAUCAUACUUAUAUAUAUAUACAUAUGUAUAUGUAAAAAUUAGGAAAGAAAUACGAUAAAAGGUACUUUUAAAUUGUUGAAGGAAUAGGUCAACAUUUUGGGAAAUAAAGGUAUAUGUUUUCUUUCUGAGUGAGAUAGCAUAGCUGUUUCUCCCUGCCUAGCGUCCUUAUGCUAAGCUAAGCUAACUGCCUAAGACAGAAAGCAAAUAAGUGUUAUUACCCAAAAUGUUCAAGUUGUACUUUAAAAUUGUGUCUGUUUUUAGCCCUAGCAAAACUGUGACCUACAAGAUAGUGAGUUUAGGAUUACUAAAAGGGAACAAAGACUUCACAAUGCACGGAAAGACAGAAGGGUGUUUUUCUCAUAUUUAUUUUGAGCACUCACCACGCACACAUUACACACAGCAUUUUAACCCGUGUGCCUCUCUAGGGACAGUUUUCUUAUUUGUUUCUUUUCUAAUGCUUAUGGCAUAAAUGUAAGGUGUUUUAUACAACUUAUAAGAAGUAUCACAGGUAAAUAAUAGAGGCCCUUAAGGUAAGUAUAUCCACAUUGAAACCUAUUAAAACCCCAAUGUUUAAACCCAUGACCAUUAAAGCAAAGUUAUUCUUUUUAAUAAUUGGCCUAUCCCAGAUCAAACAAGAAGACCCUUUAUUCAUCCAAAAGGAGAAAUUCAUAUAUAGUACACAUACAGUAUACAGGGUUUUUUCUCUAAAAAUACAUCAUGAGGGCGCUGACGACACUUCCGGUCAAAAAUCACGGCCCCGCCCACUUACCAGUGAAAAUAAUGCAUCAGAUCGAAACAGAAAACAAUAGUUUCUCCAUGUGUUAAAGCUGCUGAGUCAUAUAUUGCACCUCAAACAACAAAUAAAUCCCGAGUUAUGGUUUCUGUACUUCCUCUACAGAAAAAAAGAGUCAAUUUAGUAACUGUUUUUAAUGAACAGAAAUAUUGUUUAGCAUUGGCAUCACCUUUACAUUUUCCUGGGAAAGUAGGCAACACCUGCAUUUUUCUGUUAUGGAGAGUUUGUCGAGAAAACAGCAGUGCCUUCAUCAAGAGCACCUUGACAAUACCUGUGAACUAGCACCUCUCCAGCUACCAGUCCACUCUGUAUUUUCUGGUCAGAUUGAAACUUGAACUGGCGACCCUUCGGUUACCAAGCAACGUCCCUACAGACUGAUCUACUGCCACCCAUACGCAGAAAAACAAAAACAUAACAGGGACAAUAUGAAAACAAACAUGUGGCACUUAAAGGGUUAAAAUUCUGAAAUGACACUGAUGUUGGUUGAAUUUAAUUCAAUUGAAAUUGAAAAAAUAUGUAUAAUUAAUGUAUGGCCAUCUUUUUUAUAGGGGUGCAUAAGGGUAACAUGUGUAGGUCAGAGAAACAUUGCAAUGAGUUCAACAUGUCACCUCUCCCACAGUACACUAAGUAUCUCCUUUUUUUAAUGAGCCUGUGUGGUGACAUGCUUACACACCACAAUCAAUUCUACAGCUGAUACUUGAUACGUGCUCACAAAGCGCUUUGUCUGAUGAUAAGAUCCAAACACAUUCCUCCGCUGACAUCCGUUCCAGAGCAAACAACUUCCAGGAAGUGGGUUAUGUAAUGUGUUCUUUAAAGCUCACAUCCUCUCUGCUCUUCUCUUAUUAUCCUGUGUACACUCAGCACAUCUUGCCUUCUUCACCUCACUUGAGAUCUUACACAAAGCCCAUUCUGCUCCCCCCUUCAUGCGUUUAGUGGUAUCAGAUGAAUAAAACUCAUGCCAGAGGACACACUUGCUGUAUGUAUUGCACUGUUGAUGUCAGAUCUGUGUCAGCGUGGAUCUUUUAAAUCUCAGUUGUUGAGAAACUGGGAGCAUGUGCACACUCGACUGACUUCCACUCCCACUGUCGACCAUAAAUAGAUCUACAACCAAUCACUUAUUUGCAUCUGCUGUAGUAUUUCUGUUUGCUUGACAAGACAAAAAAAAAGGCAUAGAGGUUCUCUUAACUUCCUUAUUCAGACUAAUUAUCUCAUGUAGAUGCAAACCAUGCCCUGCACUAAUGUCUUAGUGUUUGUCAAACAUAUGAAAUUCAGCCAGAGAUACUUAGAGGAAAUUAAAAUAGAAAUGAAGGUAAUAGAUAGGGAUUAAAUAUAAACACAAUGGACAAUAAAAAUUGAAAAAGGAAGUAGUUGAACACCCGAAAUUACAUGUAAAAUAACUUGUUUUUUUACUUCUAAAUGAUUUGUUUCUGGUCCCAGUCUAUGAUGCUCAUUGCGGUGGAAGUUAAACAUGUUUUUUAAAGAAAAACAUGUUUAAUCUCAUGUUGCUGUGGUUUCCACACCCCCAAACUACAACUUUUUUUAGAGGCUUUAAAGAGGUUAAAAUAUCCAGAGUUUUACCAGGAGAAAAAAAAACAAGCAUCCUCUUUCAAACACCUUAUUAACUAGGACCUGUAAGGUUCAGACGGCCAGUUGGAAACCACUGAUAUCAAGAUGUAUGAUUCCUUCUUAAUUACAAGUUCAUAUGUGGGAAAUUGAAGUAUCUGGCCCCUGGGAUUUCUCCUACUUGAACACAGUGUUUGUCCUCUUCCUAAUUCUCCUUGUGUUUACAAUCCAGAUUAUUAGAAUCCACCCAACCCAACCUACUACAGAUCCCCAAUGGCGUGCAGGACGUGAUUAGAUCACUACUGAACUGUUAUUAGAUUGAAAUGGUAAAACAAAGUGAAGCUUCUGCAUUAGCACGCUGCACUCGAGGAGCUGCUCAGAAGGGCCAUACAAAAUGACCAUUGUAAAUAACAAUGUCUUUAUUUAUUCUCGAUAUAUAUAUAUCCUUCUCCAUCAGAUCUGAAGUGUGUAUUUGUAUCAGGAUGUGCAGUUUGGUCCUCUUCCAUCCAAAUGUCUUGGUUGUGUUUUCCUUGUUCCUUACAUCUGCUGACAAACAUCAUGAAGCCCAUUCCGCCUCUGCAAUGUGAAUGAGAAGGAGGAUUGUAAAGUAGACUCUAGAGGCCAGUAAUACUUCACGUUGGAAGGUUAAUUUGUGUAAUGCCAGGCUGUUCUUUUGUUUCUUCGUCCUGUGUUUAAUGCCCUUUUAGGUAAAGCCAGUGUGUGUGUAGUAGCAGUUUACAAAUGUACAUGGAGGGGGGGGGGGAUUUGGCUGGAACAUUAUGAAGUAAAGAAGAUUGUUCUGCCAUCACGUUUAACUAUUAUUGCUGUAUUUCUGUUGCGGAGGAGCUGACAUUUACAUAAUGCUAGAGUGGAAUUUAAAAAGAGACAUUAGUUAGAGAAGACGAUGUUUUUAGUUUUCCAGCUUUUACUUCAAGUGUCCCAACACGCCCAUUUGUGACGCCAGCACUUUGUACGUAAAUGCGUUAUUUCUUCAUGUAGUGUGAAGAAAAAUCCAAUGUUUGAAAGGUGAAAAUAAGGGUUGCACGAUAAACUGUGUUAGCAUUGACAUUGUGAUGUUCGCAUCAUCCUGCUACAUCUUUUUACUGCAUGAUACACAUGGAAAAGCUGCACAGUUGUUGUUAUCCAUGACCUAUUGACUAGAAAAGUCUGCAUUUAUUACUAUUAAAGGCUUCAAGGAUAAGCAGUUUCUUGCUAACCACCAAUCACAUGAAUUCUUCUUCAACUUAUAAAAAGAAAAGCAUUCCCUGCUUGUCAGUGUGGAAAUACUUUGGUUACAGAAAGGAUGACGUUGAACGGAAAACAGCUCUUCUGGUGAAAAUCCCUGUAUUUUUUCCUAAUGCAAUAUAUACCACAGAAGACUAAACAUUGCUUUGCCAGAUUUCCAAUAUCAUGCAACCCGUGUUUCAAUCUUUGCAGACUUAAAGUGAAAGAAUGUCAUUAUUCAGGACAGAUGGUGUAACCCUUGUAUUCACAAAAACAUUUCUUAAGAAGAAACCUGCAAAUACAUAAAGAAAAAUAUUACUUUUCAACAAAUGUUGAUGCAUUUAGGACAGAAUCCCAAUGGAUGGAGUGCUUAGGCCACAAAUGGAGCUCUGAAUUACCUUUACCACCAACAUCCCGGAGGUUAAGGUAACCGGUAUAGCGGCUAGUGUUACAGUACUAAACAUGUGGUUUACUAUGAAACAUCAUUCAUUUAAUGUUGAGAAGGCCCCAGGUGAAGACUGGCGGAGGUGUUCUGUAACGUCAGUAAUGAUUCCUGCUCAGAAGCUGUUGUAACUCUUUAACACUUUUUAAACCUGAAAUGGUUAUGGGUCAUUUGUGUGCCAAACGAUGCUUCUGUUAUUUUUUUCUAUCAUGGAUCAGAGUGAACCUUUUGCUCUGUUCAUUGCAGUGCAGUGGAGUACAGUACAGAGUACAGUGGAGUACAGUAUACAGUACAGCAUAAAGUACUGUACAGUAUGUGCACUUUUACCCCAAUUGAUUCUAGUGACUAACUGCAAACGAAGGAGAUAAAAAAACAGUUAAAGGGCUUUUGGUGUUGAAAUGUUGCUACAUUAAAUAAAUGACAAUAAUGGUUUUAAAAUAUCUCUGUUCGUUGUUUCAGAUGGGAAGGAAACACUUACACCUUUAUUUUCUUCUGUCAUAGAUGUUGACAGAAAAUCCAUGAAAGGUUUUGUUAUUUUUAACAGUUUUGUAAAUAAAAUCACAACAAAACCUAUACUGUUUUAAAACAAUCAAUUCAGAUUAAAAUGUUGAUGAAAACUA
Messenger RNA from Eleginops maclovinus (Patagonian blennie), 6030 nucleotides. Its product is annotated as very long chain fatty acid elongase 6-like. Bases 230 to 1036 code for a protein of 268 amino acids. Gene Ontology annotation, cellular component: endoplasmic reticulum; endoplasmic reticulum membrane. The record is from RefSeq and is a predicted model, not a curated record. Gene Ontology annotation, biological process: sphingolipid biosynthetic process; very long-chain fatty acid biosynthetic process; fatty acid elongation, monounsaturated fatty acid. Gene Ontology annotation, molecular function: fatty acid elongase activity. Lineage: Eukaryota; Metazoa; Chordata; Actinopteri; Perciformes; Eleginopidae. The transcript is spliced from 4 exons.